This is a messenger RNA of Rhodamnia argentea, 1327 nucleotides long. RefSeq names its product probable 2-oxoglutarate-dependent dioxygenase At3g50210. The record is from RefSeq and is a predicted model, not a curated record. Bases 120 to 1112 code for a protein of 330 amino acids. The transcript has 12 exons. Gene Ontology annotation, molecular function: dioxygenase activity. Lineage: Eukaryota; Viridiplantae; Streptophyta; Magnoliopsida; Myrtales; Myrtaceae.
GGCCCCUCUUUCUUCCCUGGACUCACGUGAAGACUCUGAAUCUGAGUGAUCUGAUUGAGCUCGCCGAACUUCAUCGAGGGACGUUCGCAUCCCCAUCACAGGACAAAAAGAAAAACAGAAUGUCUACCGACUUCAAAACAAUCCCUCUAAUCGAUAUCGGUCCCCUUUUGGCCAAGUGCGAUGAUCCGAAAAUGGGUGAAGAUCCGGGCGUGGCUGAAGUCGUCAGGCAGUUGGAUCAGGCUUGCAGAGAGGCUGGUUUCUUCUACGUGAAGGGCCAUGGUAUUCCCGACUCCCUCAUUAAAAAGGUUAGAACCUCGACGCAUGAAUUUUUCAAACUUCCUUGUGAAGAGAAGUUGAAGAUCAAGAUGACUCCAGCGGCAGGAUACAGGGGAUACCAGCGCGUUGGUGAAAACAUCACCAAAGGUGUACCUGACAUGCAUGAGGCCAUUGAUUGUUACAGAGAAGUGAGACAAGGGAUGUAUGGAGAUCUUGGCAAGGUCAUGGAAGGAUGUAACCAGUGGCCAGUUGAUCCUCCACAUUUAAAACCAAUCAUGGAGGAAUACAUUAGCCUUUGCACUGAACUUUCAAGAAAGAUCAUGAGAGGUAUUGCGUUAGCGUUAGGCGGAUCCCCAAGUGAAUUUGAAGGUCAAAGAGCUGGAGACCCAUUUUGGGUAUUGCGUAUAAUUGGUUAUCCAGGUGCAUCAAAAGCAAAUGGCCUUGGAAGUCCUGAAAAUGACAUUGGAUGCGGAGCGCACACUGAUUAUGGUUUGUUGACUCUGGUGAAUCAGGAUGACGGCAUCACUGCUCUUCAGGUCAAAAACCUCUCUGGUGAGUGGAUCUCUGCUGUUCCUGUUCCCGGAACAUUUGUUUGCAACAUAGGCGACAUGCUCAAGAUUUGGUCCAAUGGCUUAUAUGACUCAACAUUGCAUCGCGUAAUUAAUGGUUGCCCAAGAUAUCGAGUCUGUGUAGCAUACUUUUAUGAGCCCAAUUUCGAUGUCCCAGUGGAGCCUUUAGAUGUCUGUGUGAGGAGAACUGGCGGAACCAAGAAGUUCGGAAGAGCAUGCUAUGGAGAGCAUUUAGUUAGCAAAGUCCAAACAAAUUUUGUGGUGUAAAAUACAAAGCCCUAUCUCUUCCCUUGUCAGUUUGAACUCGACAUAAAUGAGUAUUUGUAGUUGAUUGCUCAAUGUUGUACUCUGCGCUGUGGAUAAUGGAUUUGUAACGUCAUGGAAUAAUGGUUGUGUGUUUUCUUCCUGAAGUCAUUAAUAACAGGUUUGACUGUGGGUGCUACAUUUAUCCUGUUUUUAGUUUUUGGGCUAUUGGAUUUUCA